GGGAAGAAAGGCAGAGAAGGACGGAGAGGUUGUUUUUAUACUGCAAGAAGAGUAAACUCACCAAAUACUCUGUAACCUCCGACUAAAGCUGCGACUAUGAGCACCUCGGGGCUUCAGGCCACGAACCAGCAGAAUGUGAAGGAGCUCGACAGCAUGAAGGAGUCCAUCAGCGACAUCAUCAACCAGCUCCAGGACAUCGACCCGACCAGACUCUCCUUCUCCCCUUUCCUGGACCUGGACACUCAGAUCUCCUUGGCGCCGGUAUCAGACAGUCCCGAGUCCUCGGUGGAGGAGCUGCACUCGUCCUCCCACUCCGUCUGCGGCUCCCAGCGCUCCCUUGAACCGCCACCAGCAACUAGUCAGCCAAGGAGCUCUGCUCCCUGCCACCAUCAGCCUAACGACGACCUCCCAGAGGAGCCACGUGGAGAUCAGACAGAGGGCGGGGAGCUGGAUACAACUCUUUCCAGUCCGAUCAUCACAGCGCACAAUUUGGACGACGCCAUGGAAAACUGCAUCAGCCUUCCAACCCCCGCCUCUCAGGGAGACCUUCCCAACGGCACAGACACACCGAGAUGGAGUCCAGAAUCCACCAAUCUGGACUGCACCGUGGACGAGGGUCGGCCUCUGAUAGGUCCUCCGCCGGAGAGCGUGGAGCUGACUGUGUGGAGCUCAGAGGGCCCGGGAGAGACUUGCGAGGCCGCAGACGACGCUUCAGAUCGGGGACAGUGUUGGUGCCGCUGCUGCCAGUGUAAAUGCUGUCAGAGCGGCCGAGUUCCUGCUUUCUUCUCAGUCCUGGCCUCUCUCUUGUGUGCAGCCGGGAUCCUCUAUGCACUCUAUUUCUAUGUCCCCAUGAGACCCCCAGACUGCCCCGAUAUGGCCAGCCGCAUCGUUUUCACUCUCUGCUGCUGCGUGGUGGCAGCCGUCCCCAUCCUGCUUGCGAUGCUCAUGGGAGCAGCGUGCCAGUUCUGCACAGCCUCCUUCGGUCUGUGGGAGUCGUUUCCAAGGAGGCGGGCGGUGCACCAGCUGUUCGUCACGGCGUCCUUGGAGCAGUUACUCCUCUACGUCCUCAACCUCGUGGUCAUGGCCGCUUUACUGCCUCAAGACCAGCUGAAGUUGGUGCCUAUACUGGUCUUCAUGUUCAUCUUUGGAAGGCUUGUUUACUGGAUCAGCCUGAACGCGUGCAGCUCCUGGCGGGGCUUCGGCUCCGGCCUGACCGUCUUCCCGCUCCUCGCCAUGGUGGCUCUCAAUCUGUUCCUCAUGUACACCCUGAAUCUCAAAGAGCCAAUUUUUGUCUCUCAGGAUGUCCUCUAUAAUCAGGUCACCCCCUCUUCCUGGUCAGGGGAGACAUCACAGAGCCCGAGUGGCAAACCAGACAUCCUACCCACAGACAUCCUGGUCGCUCAGUGAGGAGGCGAGCUGCGCUUUCUUCUUUCAGAGGAGGAGAUCUUUUCCCAAAAUAGGCCAUUCCUGUGGUUUCCAGCUCAGCACAGCAACACACGCUGCCACUAUAACCUCCAAGUCUGUGACAACUUGUAUUUUUGCUCCUCCUAUACAGGACUUUUUUUUGUGGAUACAUGCUUAUUAUCUGAAAUGCAAGAGCUUUUUCCCUGCUAGUGGCGGAGCACGCCUUUGAACAAUGCUGUAGUCUUAAAACAUUUGUCUGUUAAGCUAUUCCAGUGCCUAUGUUUAAUGUUUUGAACUCUGAUGUACUUAAAAGCUCUGCUAUAUAUACGGCUAAUUUGGUUUGACCUAAAAAACCACAAGCAAAGCAACUGCAGUUGUCAGACUUUAUUAUUAUUUUAACUUGUCCAAAAAGUUUGUACAUGAUGAAGACAGAAUA
Molecule: messenger RNA, 1840 nt
Organism: Anarrhichthys ocellatus (wolf-eel)
Lineage: Eukaryota; Metazoa; Chordata; Actinopteri; Perciformes; Anarhichadidae
Exons: 5
Coding region: 97-1407 (436 amino acids)
Biological process (GO): regulated exocytosis
Cellular component (GO): lysosomal membrane; trans-Golgi network membrane
Source: RefSeq, a predicted model, not a curated record